Messenger RNA from Medioppia subpectinata, 1606 nucleotides. NCBI's taxonomy places the organism in Eukaryota, Metazoa, Arthropoda, Arachnida, Sarcoptiformes, Oppiidae. The record is from the annotation of a GenBank genome assembly.
AAAUUUAAUAAUAAUGAAAGUAUUAACAGUAUUUUGUGCGCUAUUCAUAGCCGCAAAUGCGGUGCCAUUUCUCAAACAAUUAGAGGAGCCCUUUGAGGGCAAGACAUGGGUCGUGCUGUGCGCCAGCGCUGAUACCUGGAUCAAUUAUGGCAUGCCGGCCGAUAUAUACCACGCUUACCAUGUGAUCAAAGAUCACGGUAUACCCGAUGAAAACAUAAUUGUGAUGCAUUACGACGACAUCGCCCAACACCCCCAAAAUCCCAGCCCCGGUAUUGUAAUUAACAGACCCGACGGACCCGAUGUCUACUACGGAGUGCCCAAACAUUACAUCAGUAAAGAUGUCACACCCAAGAACUUUUUAGGCGUAAUAAGCGGCGAUCCGGAGCUUAAGAAACAAGGUAAAAAGGUGGUGGAAAGCGGACCAAAUGACCGCAUUUUUGUCUAUUUGGAAGACCAUGGUGCUAAAGAAGUGGUCUCAUUCCCAACUGGUGGCAUGCUACACGCCAAGGAACUCAACCAAGUGCUAACUAAAAUGCACACCGACAAGAAAUUCGCCAAGCUCGUUAUUUAUAUAGACGCUUGCGAGUCAGGCUCAAUGUUUGAUAAACUACUGCCAACUGAUAUUAAUGUAUACGCCGUGUCGGCUACUAAACCUGAUGAGCUCGGUUGGAAAGCAUACCAUGAAAAAACAAAGUACUUUACUUAUUUAGCCGUAUGGAUGUCGGUCAAAUGGUUGGAAAACAGCGAACAGGCUGAUCUGACCAAGGAGAGUGUCGAGGCACAAUACCAGUACCUUAAGAAGCACAAUAACUUCACCAUGGACGGUGAGGUGCACUCGCAACACGCACAGGAGUAUGGAGAUUUGACCAUCGCUAAGAACGAGCAUGUGGGACAAUAUAUGGGUGAUAAGAAAGUAAUCAACAGCGUUAAUACUGUCCAACCCGAGCCUAGUACCGGAUUUUCACUAUCACGUGAUGCGGCUAUAAAUAUUGUAAAACAUAAGAUCGAGGUCACAGAUGAUGCUGAAAUGAAACAAGCCUAUAUUGAAGAAUUGAUGGGAUAUUUAUCCCGACGAGAAUUGUUGGACAAACAGAUUAAGGAAUACGUGAAUACUUUACCGGGAAUUGAGGCCAAUGUUGUGCUCAAUGAGAGACUAGAGCUCAAUAAUAGAGAGUGUUAUACAAAACUUGUCGACACUUUCUAUGAUAAGUGCUAUAAUAUUGGAGAGGAGUUUACCGGUACAAAAUGGGUUGUAUUAGUUGCAGGUGCUCCGGGUUGGGUUGAUUAUGCCAGUCAGUCAAGCGUAUAUCACGCCUACCAAGUUGUUCACGCGAACGGCAUACCCGAUGAAAACAUCAUAGUGUUUCACCCUGAUGAUAUCGCCAACAACAAAGCAAACCCGACACCGGGUAAAAUUAUUGAUCAUCCCGGCGGCGAUGAUGUCUAUCACGGAGUGCCUAAGGAUUAUACCGGCAAUGAUGUCAACCCUACUACAUUUAUCAACGUUUUAAAGGGUAGCCAAGAGUUGGCGAGUAAAGGCAAAAAGGUGCUUAAUAGUGGGCCUAAUGAUCAUGUGUUUAUCUAUUUCCUUGAUCAUGGUGCAGAU